UUGUUGGUUUGUGAAUUGUGACUUCCAUGUUGUGUCGUGAUUCGUGAAUCGGUGGAUGUACCACCCAGCCCCUCCCAAACUCGCCAUUUAAAAUCCCCAAAUAUAAACGGUAAUAAUCUCCCCCUCUAGCUUUCAAAUCUCUUUCCCUCUCUCGUUCUCUCGAAACCCUAUACCAGCUAUUGCUUUCUCUCUCUACUGUCACGCGGACGAAUACUUCCUCUCUCCCGAUCUGCGACGAUGACAGCUGCUGCACCGCCGCUAGGAGCCGGCAGGGAGCUCUCUAGCCCACCGACGGACGGAAUCUCGAAUCUCCGGUUCUCAAACCACAGCGAUCAUCUCCUCGUCUCCUCCUGGGAUAACAGUGUGAGAUUGUAUGACGCGAGCGCCAACGUAUUGCGGGGAGAGUUCUUGCACGGUGGGCCAGUCCUUGACUGCUGCUUCCAUGAUGAUUCCUCUGGCUUCAGUGCUAGCUCCGACAAUACUGUUAGGAGACUUGUUUUCAACCAUGGCAAGGAGGAUAUAUUGGGAAGGCACAAUGCACCCGUUCGCUGUGUCGAGUACUCUUACGCCACAGGGCAAGUGAUCACAGGCAGUUGGGACAAAACACUAAAGUGUUGGGAUCCUAGGGGUGCAAGUGGACAAGAUCGUACUCUUGUUGGGACAUACCCACAACCUGAGCGUGUUUACUCUCUCUCUCUUGUAGGACACCGUUUAGUGGUGGCAACUGCAGGAAGACAUGUAAAUGUUUAUGAUUUGAGAAACAUGUCUCAGCCAGAGCAACGGAGGGAAUCUUCGUUGAAGUAUCAAACUCGAUCUGUCUGCUGUUAUCCCAACGGUACAGGAUAUACUCUUAGUUCAGUCGAAGGCCGUGUGGCAAUGGAAUUUUUUGAUCUUUCUGAACCAACUCAAAGCAAAAAAUAUGCAUUCAAGUGUCAUCGGAAAUCAGAGGCUGGAAGAGACAUUGUUUAUCCAGUAAAUGCCAUUGCAUUUCACCCUAUCUAUGGUACAUUUGCAACAGGUGGUUGUGAUGGUUUCGUUAAUGUGUGGGAUGGAAACAACAAAAAGAGACUGUAUCAGUACUCUAAGUACCCGACAAGCAUCGCAGCCUUAUCAUUUAGCAAAGAUGGUCGUCUCUUGGCUGUCGCAUCGAGCUACACAUUUGAAGAGGGAGACAAACCCCAUGAACCAGAUGCUAUCUUCGUUCGCAGUGUGAACGAAAUAGAAGUAAAGCCAAAACCAAAAGUUUAUCCCAAUCCUCCUGCAUGAAUGUACUUGGGAGAUCUCGGUUUGUCUAGUCUUUUGGACCUGUAAUAUUUUAUAUGACGCAGCAGAGCUUCAUGUCUCUUCGAUGAAGCGAAUUGGAGGCUAAAAGUAUGAAUGGGAUGUUAGAUAUCUCUUUUUUACUUCCAAGUUAGCUUUUUAUCCUUGCAAAACUGAUAGUUGUAGCAUAAUGGUUUAUUUUGGGUUACGACUUGGAUGAUGAUAAUCUUAGCUUAUACAUCAUUUUAGGCUCGUUGUGCGUGUUUUCAUUACUUCCAUUUUAUUUGGAGCAACAGCUUGCGCUAUGCUUUUAUGGCUUAUUUGUACACCAACCCACCCCCACACCCCCCACACCCUGCGACAUUGUUAGGGUGCAAAGAUGUAAUGAAAUGUCAUGUACAAAUUUCCUUCGUGCUUCCUUUGUAGAUAACUCGUUGUCUACGUUUGCAGAUAUAUCCACAUUUGUCUUGUUGGAGA
This is a messenger RNA of Tripterygium wilfordii, 1737 nucleotides long. RefSeq names its product mitotic checkpoint protein BUB3.1-like. Gene Ontology annotation, molecular function: ubiquitin binding. Lineage: Eukaryota; Viridiplantae; Streptophyta; Magnoliopsida; Celastrales; Celastraceae. Gene Ontology annotation, biological process: mitotic spindle assembly checkpoint signaling. Gene Ontology annotation, cellular component: phragmoplast; kinetochore; bub1-bub3 complex. The coding region runs from base 238 to 1266 and encodes 342 amino acids. The transcript is spliced from 9 exons. The record is from RefSeq and is a predicted model, not a curated record.